Elaeis guineensis (African oil palm) is the source of this 808-nucleotide messenger RNA. Its product is annotated as GTP-binding protein At2g22870. NCBI's taxonomy places the organism in Eukaryota, Viridiplantae, Streptophyta, Magnoliopsida, Arecales, Arecaceae. Gene Ontology annotation, molecular function: GTP binding. The record is from RefSeq and is a predicted model, not a curated record.
AUAUGCUGCUGCACCACAUGAAGUACGGACUAACUGGGAAAAGUUUACCAAAGAUUACUUCCUCAACCGAGAGACACUGGUGUCUGUGCUUCUCCUUAUAGAUGCUAGCAUCCCUGCAAAAAAGAUUGACCUUGAAUAUGCCAGUUGGCUUGGCCAAAAUCAGAUUCCAAUGACACUAAUUUUCACAAAGUGCGACAAGCGCAAGAAGAAAAGGAAUGGAGGUAAGAGACCUGAAGAAAAUGUUGAAGACUUUCAAAACUUGAUACGUGAAUUUUUUCAGGCAGCACCACCAUGGAUCAUGACCAGCAGUGUUACCAACCAAGGUCGGGAUGAGAUACUUUUGCAUAUAGCUCAGCUCAGGAACUAUUGGCUAAAACAUUAGAAGAUGAUCAGAUCACAGUCAAAGAAAAGGGACGAUUUAGUAUAAAUCUCCUGUGGGUCCCUCAUCAGUGAUGGAUCUAACAACAGAAUCUUUGCCAUUAUGAUGCCUGGAACAUCAUCAGCUUGAUUGCUAUGACUGCUUGACUUGGUUUUCCUAGGGAAUCAAGGAUCUAGUGGCUGGCAACAAGGCCUGCUAAAGAAACCUUUCAUAACACUAACUAGUUAUUACCCUGUCUGUACCAACAUCAUAUAAUCGUGGACUUGUUAAUAGCCAGUUUUUGAGCUUUCAAUUGGAUCAGGCAUUGGAGUGUUGAGUCUAUAUUUGCAAUUUCAUGUAGAAUAACACCCAUGUAUCUAGCAAGCAACCUAUUUUGCCUUCGGUAAAGCCUAUCAUCAAAGCAAAAGCUCUUAUUUAAUACUUUCGUUU